AUGACCGCCAACCGGUCGCGCCUGACCGCGGACGACGUGCGCACGAUGUGGAAGCGCGCGGUGUACACCCACCUGGAUGACAAGGGGCGGGUGUUGAAGGCCAACGCGCCGGACGCCACGGUCGGCGGGCGGGCCUUCCUGCGCGGCCUGGCGCGCGAGACGAUGGCCCGGCGGGAGGAGUUCGACACGGCGCAGCUGAGGGACAUCGGCUGGGCGUCCGGCAGGCUGUGGUUCUCGGACGCGGAGCUGAUGGCGAUGGUGAAGGGCGGGCUGGUGGCGGCGCUGGCGGAGGGGAGGAUCCCGGUGACCGAGACGAUCCCCGUGAUCUGGGCCCUGGCCCAGUCGGGGAACUACCCGCAGGAGGUACUGGACGCGCUGGUGGAGAUGGGCGGGGAGAGGAUCGGCGAGCUGAAUGCCCAGAACUGCACCAACCUGCUGUGGGCGAUGGCGUUCUCGGGCUACCACCCUGGUGACGCCUUCCUGGGCCUGCUGUGCGACACCGCCCUGGCCCGGUUCGACGACUCACCCAAGUCGGUGAUCGCCCAGACGGUGUCCGACAUGCUCUGGGCCUGCGGCCGGCUGGGGCACCCGGAGCCGGGGAAGGUGGCGGGGAGGUGCGUGGACUGGGCGCGGCCGAGGAUGGGGUCAUUCACCGCUGGAGAGUUGGUGGCCGCGGUGCAGGGUCUGGCGAUGAUGGGCGCCCUAGAGAGGGGAGACAUGGAGAGGGCGUGCAGGAGGUUCCAAAAGCUGCUGGCGAAGGUGGCGAUGCCCAGCGUGGCGUUGGACAGGGUGGUGGCGCUGACGAUGCUGUUCCCGGGGGAGGAGAGGGCGGAGCUGCAGGGCCUGCUGUUCGGGGAGUCCAGGGACCGGCUGCGGAAAGAGAGGGAGGUGUGGCAGGCAGAGGUUGCACACAGAAUGCGCACCAAUUCCUUCAUUACAAGCAUCAGUGCACAACUCGAGGAGCUGUCCAUUUACCACCAGGUUGGCUCUGUGUUGGGGGGCGGCCAACUGGCAGUGGAGCUGCUAGUCGAGAAGGAAGGCAGGAUGCAUGGCCUGGUCCCUGUUCACAGCAUGUCGGUGAAUCGUAAUGGAGGCAGCAUCGUGCUGGGUGAGGUGGGGCUGGCACGCAGGCUGCUGGAGGCACAAGAACUGCCCAUUGCAGGACUCAUAUCCAUGGCAGAGUGGGACAGAUGCAAAGAUGACCAGGACGUGAAAAAGAGGCUUGUGCAGCGGGCUGUCGAGGGUGGCUGA
Messenger RNA from Ostreobium quekettii, 1251 nucleotides. NCBI's taxonomy places the organism in Eukaryota, Viridiplantae, Chlorophyta, Ulvophyceae, Bryopsidales, Ostreobiaceae. The record is from the annotation of a GenBank genome assembly.